Molecule: messenger RNA, 2795 nt
Organism: Aspergillus welwitschiae
Lineage: Eukaryota; Fungi; Ascomycota; Eurotiomycetes; Eurotiales; Aspergillaceae
Product: oleate hydratase
Exons: 6
Coding region: 120-2795 (891 amino acids)
Biological process (GO): fatty acid metabolic process
Molecular function (GO): FAD binding; oleate hydratase activity
Source: RefSeq, a predicted model, not a curated record
AUAUUGGGCACCACAAACCGACCUUGUUCAUGGAGCAUCCAUCAUCAUAGAUCUAUUUCUCUGUCUCAGAAUACUUGUGAACCAUCUCGGAUUCAUCCAGCAAGUUACCACCGUUCAUCAUGCCUCUCGCAAGUGAUGCCUUCCAGGCUGGUCUCUCACGUCUCUCACCUUCCCAUCUUGAAGUUUCACUUCCCAUCACCCUCUCUCUCGCCCUCCUGGCCUACCUUCUCCUCGUCUCCACCCUCCGCUUCCAGCGCGUUCGUAUCCUCUACCGCGACUACCCACAGUAUGCAACUCGUGCAUCCAUGUCCCAAAUGACCGUGCAUGAUGCAUGGGCGAUACAAAAGAACAUUUUGCAACUCGAGUUCCCUACCACUGCAGUGAAAGCCCUCCAAUUUGCGCUUUUUCGGACAUAUGGCAUCCCGACCAUCUCCGCCCUCCUUCUGCAAACCUCCCAAUUUUCAAAUCCCGCCACCUCCUUCAAACGCUACGCAGACACGGGUGCCCUCAUCGGUCAGUUCGUGACAUGCCCUCCUACCUCCUCUCGUGCACGCACCGCCAUUGCUCGUACCAAAUUCCUACACUCCGGAUACCGUGCCAGCGGUAGAAUUCUCGAGUCCGACAUGCUCUAUACCCUGAGCCUAUUCGCCACGGAGCCCAUCCGCUUUGUGGAACGGUUCGAGUGGAGAGCAAUGACGGAAUUGGAACGAUGUGCUAUCGGAACUUACUGGAAGAGCCUGGGCGAUGCCCUGGAUAUCAGUUAUGAUGCGUUACCGUCGGGAAAGAGCGGGUUUAGUGAUGGCCUGCAUUUCUUGGAGGAGCUCCGGCAGUGGGGUGACCAUUAUGAAGAAGAGAACAUGAGACCCGACGACCGCAAUAGAUUGGUUGCUGACAAGACGAUGGACGUCAUUGUUUAUGGAUUUCCUAAGUGGGUGAGAGGCGUCGGGGUCAGGUUUGCCACCUGUGUGAUGGACAACAGAUUGCGAGAAGCGAUGAUGUAUGAUGCGCCACCCGUACGGUAUCGGAGGAUUUUUACGGGGCUGGUAGCCCUACGGAAGUAUUUUCUGCGAUACCUUGGGCUUCCUCGGCCGAUGAUUCUCCGACAGGAAGUUUUCAGUGAUACUCCCAAUGAAGCCGGUCGGUAUUAUGUUCAAAUAUGGAAAGGAAUGCCGUACUACGUGCAGCCGACCAUGUGGAACCGCUGGGGUCCGGCGGCGUGGCUGACGUGGGCCCUCGGCCUUCCACUUCCCGGCGAUGAUGGCGAUACCUAUUGCCCAAGGGGUUUCGAUGUAGCCGAUCUAGGACCGAGGCAAUUUGAAGGAAGGGGCCGGAAGUCAGUAGGUGACUAUGUAGAUGUCUUGGAAAAGGAACUCAAAGGACAGUGUCCCUUUGGCGGGAGGAAGGGGAUGGAUGCGUGGAUUCUAGGGGCCGGCAUCUCUUCUCUGACUGCAGCUGUGCAUCUCAUUCAGGAGGCGCAUGUGCCCCCUUCUCGUGUUCACAUUCUCGAAACUCUCAGUCAAGCUGGCGGCGGGAGUAUCAGUACGGGGGACCCCGUCAAUGGUUAUGAUUGCCGCGCUGGGGGAAUGCCUCCAUUCAACGACGUCUGCAUGGAAGAACUUCUCUCUCUGGUCCCCUCCAAGAUCAAUCCAAACCUGACCGUCCUCGAAGAACUUCACGAGUUCUGGGACACUGAAGCCGUGAAAGAUCACCCUCAUACUCGCUUCCUCACCCGCCAUAAACAUGGUCUUGAACGCAUUGACGCCAAGCGAGCCAGUCUGGGACUGCGCGACCGCGUGGACCUAUUCAUGCUGGCCUCAAAUGCAGCUGAGUUCCGGCGCUACCUUCAACACUACAUGCACGACAUCCACGAGAUCCACCGUCGCCGGAAGCUAGAUGGUGGCCGUUACAAUCGUCACGAGUCUAUCGUCUCACCAAUUGCUCACUUUUUGCGCUCCCGUGGCGUGGACUUCCGUUUUCACACCACAGUCACUGAUAUCAUCACCACCCCUUCAAGCAGCGAACCGCACCGAGUAUCGGCCAUCAAAGCCAUACAUGAAAAUGAGCCCGAGAUGACGAUAAAUCUAGGGGAGCGGGACAUCGUGCUGGUCUCACUAGGCUCGGUUAUGUCCGGCUCCACAACGGGCACCAACACGUCCCCACCGUCCUUGGAACUAAUGGAUAUCGAGAAAGACUUGGACGAGAAUUGGCUGCUGUGGCUAGAGCUCUCCACCAAAAACCCUAUCUUCGGGAACGCAUACAACUUCUGCACACGCAUGGCGGAGUCCCGCCUCGAAUCAUUUACCGUCACCUUUUCCUCCCCCGAGUUCUUCAACCGCUUUACCGCCCUCACAGGUGAUAAAGUAGGAAGUGGGACUUUCGUCACCCUCAAAGACACUCCCUGGCUCCUGAGCAUCAAUCUUCCUCAGCAACCUCUCUUCCCGGAUCAGCCUGCGCACGUGCAGGUACUCUGGGGCUACGCCAUGUACCCCGAGCGGGAGGGCGACUAUAUCAAGAAACCCAUGCUCGAAUACCACUCAAUCACCCUCCCAUGUGUGGUUCCGCGAGCGGCGGCGACACUGUUGGUCCGCUUGCGCAGCGACCGACCUCCAGUGAUUCCCCCGGGAAUCGACAAUCUCGGGCUCAUAGGCCAGUUCGUGGACAUCCCGGGAGAGGUGGCCGUGACGAUGGAUUACGGGGUCCGGUCAGCGCAGACGGCGGUCCGUCAGCUAAUGGGGCUGGAAAGGCGCAAGGUAUUGUCUAAGCGAAGUUCCGCAAUCAAUUUAAAAGCUUUGUAG